This is a messenger RNA of Hemicordylus capensis (graceful crag lizard), 15233 nucleotides long. It is a transcript of the gene SORL1, whose product is annotated as sortilin related receptor 1. The transcript is spliced from 48 exons. Gene Ontology annotation, cellular component: membrane; Golgi apparatus. NCBI's taxonomy places the organism in Eukaryota, Metazoa, Chordata, Lepidosauria, Squamata, Cordylidae. The record is from RefSeq and is a predicted model, not a curated record. Gene Ontology annotation, molecular function: protein binding. Bases 5 to 6688 code for a protein of 2227 amino acids. Gene Ontology annotation, biological process: protein retention in Golgi apparatus; post-Golgi vesicle-mediated transport; protein targeting to lysosome.
GAACAUGGCGACAGGGAGAAGCCGCCGCGCCGGGCAGCCCCGCCGCUGCUGCUCUGCCCUCUCGGCCCCCGCUGCCUGCUGGCGGCGGCUCCUGCUCCUGCCGCUCCUCCUCGCCGCCUGGCCGGCCUCCGCCUCUCGGACUCUGCGGCUGCACGCCGCCCUUGCAGCCCGGCCCCAGGAGCGGGGCUUCGAGGUGCUGCAAGCGCCACUUGGCACCGCCGGGCACCAGCCGCUGCCGCCGCCGCCGCCGCCGCCGCCGCGGGGCAAGAGGAGCGCCCCGGCCGCCGAGCAGCCGCCGCAGGAGCCCAUCAAGGUGUACGGGCAGGUUAGCCUGAAUGAUUCACACAACCAGAUGGUGGUUCACUGGGCUGGAGAGAAGAGUAACGUGAUUGUAGCGUUGGCCAGAGACAGUUUAACCUUGCUGGGACCCAAAUUAAGUGAUGUGUAUGUGUCCUACGACUACGGAAAAACCUUCAAGAAGAUAUCGGAGAAAUUCAACUUUGGCCCUGGAAACACCAGUCAGGUGGUGAUUACUCAGUUCUACCAUAGCCCGGCUGAUAAUAAAAGGUAUAUCUUUGUUGAUGGCUACACUCAAUACUUGUGGCUCACAGCAGACUUCUGCAACACCAUCCAAGGCUUCUCCAUCCCGUUCACAGCAGCCGACCUGCUACUCCAUAGCCGGAUUCCCAGCCUGGUCUUGGGUUUCGAUCGGUCCCACCCCAACAGACAGCUCUGGAAAUCGGACGAUUUUGGGCAGACGUGGAUCAUGAUUCAGGAACACGUCAAGUCAUUUUCGUGGGGCGUCGAGCCAUACGACAAGCCCAACACGAUCUACGUGGAGCGGCACGAGCCGACGGGCUCGUCCACCGUCCUUCGCAGCACCGAUUUCUUUCAGACCCGGGAAAACAAAGAGAUUCUGCUGGAGGAGGUGGAAGACUUUCAGCUCCGGGAGAAGUAUCUCUUUGCAACAAAGUCUGUGCAUCUUUUGGGUUCACAGCAACAGACGUCUGUUCAGCUCUGGGUGUCCUUCAACCGGAAGCCCAUGCAAGCAGCUCAGUUUGUCACAAGACACCCCAUCAAGGAAUACUAUAUUGCGGACACGUCUGAAGACCAGGUGUUUGUCUGUGUCAGCCACAAUAACAGCAACACCAAUCUCUACAUCUCAGAAGCAGAAGGCCUCCGGUUUUCACUGACUUUGGAGAACGUUCUGUACUACAGCCCUGGAGGAAUUGGCAGUGACACUCUAGUCAGAUAUUUUGCCAACGAGCCUUUUGCAGAUUUCCAUCGUGUCGAGGGGGUGCCAGGGGUCUACAUCGCCACCUUGAUCAAUGGCUCUUUCAGCGAGGAGAAUAUGAGGUCAGUCAUCACCUUUGACAAAGGCGGCAGCUGGGAGUUCCUUCAGCCUCCGGAGUACACGCGCUAUGGUGAAAAGAUAAAUUGUGAGCUUUCUCGGGGUUGCUCCCUCCACUUGGCCCAGCGACUGAGUCAGCUCCUCAACUUCCAGCUUCGCAGGAUGCCCAUCCUCUCCAAAGAAUCUGCUCCAGGACUUAUAAUCGCCACAGGCUCAGUCGGCAAGAACAUGGCAAGCAAAAUGAACGUGUACAUUUCGAGCAGCACUGGCGUCAGGUGGCGAGAAGUCCUAUCUGGACCCCAUUAUUACUCUUGGGGUGACCAUGGAGGGAUCCUCAUGGCAGUAACACAGGGUACAGAGACAAACCAGCUCAAAUAUAGCACAAAUGAAGGGGAGACCUGGAAAACAUUCAAAUUCUCGGAGAAGCCGGUCUUUGUUUAUGGCCUCCUGACAGAGCCUGGGGAGAAAAGCACCAUCUUCACCAUCUUUGGGUCUUACAAAGAGAACGGGCACAGCUGGCUCAUCCUGCAGAUCAACACCACUGACGUCCUUGGGGUGCCUUGCACGGAGAACGACUACAAACUGUGGUCCCCAUCCGACGAGCGUGGCAACGAGUGCCUCUUGGGCCACAAAACGGUUUUCAAACGGCGGACACCCCACGCGACGUGCUUCAACGGGGAAGAUUUUGACCGGCCAGUCAUGGUGUCCAACUGCUCUUGCACCAGAGAGGACUUUGAGUGUGAUUUUGGCUUCAAGCUAAGUGAUGACUUGUCAUUGGAAGUUUGCGUACCAGAUCCAGAAUUUGCCGGCAAGCCUUCCUCUCCCCCUGUGCCAUGUCCUGUUGGAUCGUCUUACAAGAAGACCAGAGGGUACCGGAAGAUAUCUGGAGACACUUGCUCAGGAGGGGAUGUUGAGGCCCGACUAGAAGGAGAAUUGGUACCUUGCCCCUUAGCAGAGGAGAAUGAGUUCAUUCUGUAUGCCACACGGUACUCUAUCCACCGGUAUGACCUCUCUUCUGGCAUCAGUGAAGAGUUGCCCCUGACGGGAUUACGAGGGGCAGUGGCACUGGACUUUGAUUAUGACCGCAACUGUUUGUAUUGGGCCGAUGUAACGCUUGACAUUAUCCAGCGCCUGUGUCUCAAUGGGAGCUCUGGGCAGGAAAUCAUCAUCAGCACCGGCCUGGAGACAGUCGAGGCCCUGGCCUUUGAGCCUAUCAGUCAGCUGUUGUAUUGGGUGAAUGCUGGGAUUCAGAAAAUUGAGGUUGCCAACCCAGACGGAGACUUGCGGCUUACGGUCUUGAAUGCCUCCGUGCUGGAACGGCCACGGGCCUUGAUUCUGGUGCCCAAAGAAGGGUUGAUGUUUUGGACCGACUGGGGAGACUCUAAGCCUGGGAUUUACCGUAGCGAGAUGGACGGUUCUUCUGCCACCUGCAUCGUCUCCGAAGGGGUAAAGUGGCCUAACGGGAUUUCUGUGGACGACCGUUGGAUCUACUGGACGGAAGCCUACAUGGACCGGAUUGAGCGUGUCGACCUGAACGGCCUGCAGAGAUCGGUGAUCUUGGAUAGCCUCCCCCAUCCCUACGCCAUUGCCGUUUUUAAGAAUGAAAUCUAUUGGAAUGAUUGGUCGCAGCUAAGCAUUUUUAGGGCUUCCAAAUACAGUGGCUCUAGAAUGGAGACCUUGGUUGACCAUCUCAAUGGUGUGAUGGAUAUGAAAAUCUUCUACCGUGGGAAGACAACAGGGCAGAAUGCCUGCAUUGCGAAGCCUUGUAGCUUGCUGUGCUUGCCAAAAUCUAACUCCAGCCGAAGUUGCAAGUGCCCAGAAGGAGUCUCCAGCCAUACGCUCCCAUCCGGGGAGGUGAGAUGCGAUUGCCCGCGUGGGUAUCUCUUGAAGAACAACACCUGUGUAAAGGAAGAAAACACCUGCCUCUCCAACCAAUAUAGAUGUUCCAACGGGAAUUGCAUCAACAGCAUAUGGCAGUGUGACAACGACAACGACUGCGGGGACAUGAGCGAUGAGAAGAACUGCCCAACAACUGUAUGUGAUACUGAGACUCAGUUCCGCUGCCACGAGUCGGGGACCUGCGUCCCGCUGUCCUAUAAGUGUGACCUGGAGGAUGACUGUGGGGACAAUAGUGACGAGAGCCACUGCGAAGCCCACCAGUGCCGGAAUGACGAGUUCAGUUGCAACUCAGGGAUGUGCGUCCGUCUCUCAUGGAAGUGUGAUGGUGACAAUGACUGUCGGGAUUGGUCAGACGAAGCAAACUGCACCGCAGUUUCCCACACCUGCGAAGCCUCCAGCUUCCAGUGCCACAAUGGGCACUGCAUCCCACAGAGGUGGGCGUGUGACGGUGACGCCGAUUGCCAGGACGGCUCUGAUGAGGACCCCAGCAACUGCGAGAAGAAGUGCAACGGAUUCCCCUGUCCAAAUGGGACCUGCAUCCCUUCCAGCAAGCGCUGCAACGGCGUGCGUGACUGUUCAGAAGGCGCCGAUGAACAGCACUGCGAGCCUCUCUGUACGCGUUACACGGAUUUUGUGUGCAAGAACCGGCAGCAGUGUUUGCUGCACUCCAUGGUGUGUGACGGCACCGUGCAUUGCCGGGACGGCUCAGACGAAGACCUUGCCUACGCCGGGUGCUCUCAAGGCCAAGAGUUCCACCGCACAUGUGACCAGUUCAGCUUCCGCUGUCAGAAUGACAUGUGCAUUAGCCUGGUGUGGAAGUGCGACGGCAUGGAUGACUGCGGUGACGGCUCUGACGAGGCAAACUGUGAAAACCCAACGGAACCCCCGAAUUGCUCCCGGUACUACCAGUUCCAGUGCGAGAAUGGGCACUGCAUCCCAAACAGGUGGAAGUGCGACAAAGAGAACGACUGCGGGGACUGGUCGGACGAGAAGGCGUGCGGAGUCCUAGGCUCAGCGAUCGUUCCUGUCGCCACUGUGGCCCCUGUCACUUGUUCGCCCAACCACUUCCGGUGCAACGGCGGCGGCUGCAUCAUGAAUAGCUGGGUUUGCGAUGGAUAUCGGGACUGCGCCGAUGGCUCCGAUGAGGAGGCUUGUCCCACCGCCUCAACCAGCUCAACAUCGCCCUCCGCCGCCUUUCCCGGCCACUGCAGUCGGUUUGAGUUUGAGUGCCAGCAAAUGAAGAAGUGCAUUCCAAAUUGGAAACGCUGUGAUGGAUUGAAGGACUGCCAGGAUGGGACAGACGAACUGAAUUGCCCGACUCGCAGAACCUUGUCGUGUCCAAGUGGGUUUAAAUGCCAAGAUGGGGAGACGUGCAUCACGAUGGUGGAGCGGUGUGAUGGCUUCUUGGAUUGCUCAGAUAGCAGCGAUGAAAGAAACUGUACCGAUGACCCCCUUGUCUAUAAAGUGCAGAACCUCCAGUGGAUGGCUGACUUCUCAGGCGACAUCACUUUAACCUGGACCCGGCCCAAAAAGAUGCCCCCUGCUUCCUGUGUUUACAGUAUCCACUACAGGAUGGUCGGCGAAAGUGUCUGGAAAUCCUUAGAAACCCACAGCAACAAAACCAACAGUGUCUUGAAAGUGCUGAAACCAGACUCCACCUAUCAGGUCAAAGUGCAAGUCCUGUGCCUGAGCAAAGCCUACAACACCAACGACAUCAUCACCCUGCGCACCCCGGAAGGACUGCCGGACCCCCCUGUCCACCUUCAGUUGUUGCUGAAGAAGGACGCCGAAGGGGCCGUAACUUGCCAGUGGGCACCGCCAGCCAACGCCCACGGCCUGAUCAGAGAAUACGUUGUAGAGUACAGCAGAACUGGUUCCAAGGAAUGGUCCUCUGUGAGGGCCCCCGGCAACUUUUCAGAAAUUGAGGGGCUGCAGAGCAACACAUCCUACACUUUCAGAGUCGCUGCUGUAACUAGCCGUGGAGUGGGGAACUGGAGCGAUUUGAAAUCCAUACGGACCGUGAAAGGCAAAGUUAUUUCACCGCCAACUAUCCGUAUCGAGAGUUGCAAUGAAAAUUCCAUAAGCUUCACCCUGAGGAUGGACACAAACAUUCCGGUGACGGGUUAUGUUGUGAAGAUUUUCUGGACCUUCGACACCCACAGACAAGAAGAAAGAUCUUUGUCCAUAGAAGGGGGAAAGUCAAUGCAGACGGUGAACAACCUAACGGCUCAAACACCAUACGAGAUUUCUGCUUGGGCCAAGACUGAGCUGGGUGACAGCCCUCUGUCUUUUGCGCAUGUGGUGACCAGUGGAACAAGACCCUCCCCACCCAGCCUGAAAGCCAAAGCAGUCAAUCAGACGGCUGUUGAGUGUAACUGGUCUGGCUCUCGGAACGUGGUUUAUGGAGUAUUUUAUGCCACAUCUUUCCUCGAGCUUUACCGGAAUCCCAACAACGCAACCACCACAUUGCACAACAUCACAGUUAUCGUCAACAGAGAUGAGCAGUAUUUAUUUCUGGUACGUGUGAUCUCUCCAUACCAAGGACCACCUUCCGACUACAUCGUUGUGAAGAUGAUCCCGGACAACCGCCUCCCACCACGACAUCUUCAUUCUGUGCACCUGGCAAAAACGUUCGCUGUCAUUAAGUGGGAGUCCCCGUACGAUUCUCCUGACCAAGAUAUGCUGUAUGCUGUCGCCGUGAAAGAUUUAAUCAGAAAAACAGACCGAAUCUACAAGGUGACCACGCGCAACAGCACCGUGGAGUAUAUCGUCAAGACACUGGAGCCAGGUGGGAAGUACCACAUCAUUGUUCAACUGGGAAACAUGAGCAAAGAAGCCAGCUUGAAAAUCAACACAGUGUCCCUGGCAGCUCCAGACGCCUUAAAGAUUAUAGCAGAAAAUGACCACAUCUUGUUGUUUUGGAAGAGUUUAGCCUUAAAAGAAACUUACUUUAAUGAAAGCCGGGGCUAUGAGGUGCACAUGUUUGACAGUGUGUUGAAUAGUACAGUGUACCUGGGGAACACCACCGAGAACGUCUUCAAAGUUUCCAACCUCAAGAUGGGCCACAAUUACUCAUUCACGGUGCAAGCCAGAUGUCUCUACAGUGGGCAGAUGUGUGGGGAGCCUGCGACGCUGCUGUACAAUGAACUUGGAAGCGGUGGAGAUCCUGCCGCAUCUCAAAUGGGCCAGUCAUCCGACGUGGCCGCCAUUGUGGUGCCAAUAUUAUUCUUCUUGCUCCUGACUUUGGGCGUAGGGUUUGUCAUCUUGUACAUGAGGCACAGAAGACUUCAGAAUAGCUUCACAGCCUUCGCCAACAGCCACUACAGCUCCCGGCUUGGGUCGGCCAUAUUCUCAUCAGGUGACGAUUUAGGAGACGAAGAUGACGAGGCACCAAUGAUCACGGGGUUCUCAGACGAUGUCCCCAUGGUGAUAGCAUGAAAAAGCGUUUCUGGCGCCAGAAACCCAAAUGGUGUAAAUAUUUUAUUUGAUAAGAAGACAAAAAAAAUAGUCAACUGUUUAUUUUAAAAAAAAAUAUGCACUUUUGAGUUGCAAUAUGUUAUUUUUGUAUGGGCCGAAAAAAAGAAGAAGAAAUAAUUAUUACACUUUGUAGUACACAGCUGUGAACUUUCAAACCAGGUUGAUUUAGUAACAAUUUCUGUUGAUUUGUUUGAUUUGUUGUUUGUUUUUUCUUUCCUUCUGUUGAACGUUAAUUUAGUCUUACAGGGCUGUGCUUGCUGGGCAUGCUUUUAAGUCUGUGAGAUAUUUCCUUGACUGUGACUCUGGUCUUCAGAUAACUUGUGGGGUAGUUAGAGAACCCCUGGACGCUCUCUCUGGCUUUGACAUAGGAUGGAACCAUACACAAUGAAUGCUGAAAAUCAGCCCUACAUGUCAAAUUCCAGAACCUCUCCUCCAAAACGUGUGGUAAUGGGAAGGCGGCGUCAUUGCAUCAGGCAUUUCCUAGAGAUGGGCAAACCACUCCCGGCAACUGGUCUUUGCUAAGAUUUCUUGCAAGUGCUUAAAACCCCUUGAAGGAUUUUGUACAUACUUCCAAGCUCACCGAAUCCAGUUGGAGGGUUCAGACUCCCGUCUCCCACAACAACCCUCUACCAUUGUGAGAGAGAGUGGGAGGAGGGUGUUUAGCUCACCACAGCCCCGGCUGCCUGACUGACUCCAGUACUUGACUGAGACGAUGCUUCUGAAUAUGUUGUUCAGGAUCAUUGGCUUUGUAGUUUUCUCUUGGUAGAGAAGACUACAAAUCCUUCAAGUCUCACAGGAAAUGAGCAUUUCCGGAAGCAUUGCUGAUUUCACGAACUGGAGCCGGAUAGACAGGCAGAACAGCGUGUGUGAUAACAUGGGUCUCCCCACUCCCACCUGCCAGUUUCCUCUCCACUUUGCAGUGGUAAGGUGGGCAGCUGGUUGAGUGUGAAUGUGGAGCCCGCAGGGAAGUUAGCAGGUGGGGCGAAAAGUCGGCUCUAUUUCAAGGCUGAAUCUGGAUUCACCUGGGUGUCGACCAGGGCUGCACAACUUUGGCCCUGCAGCUGUUGCUGGACUCCAGCUCCCAUAAUCCCCCACCACAGUGACCAAUGGGAAUGAUGACGCUUAUAGUCUGAUGCCUGCAGGAGGGCCAAAGUUGUGCAGCCCUGGUGUAGACCAACUUAAAAUGGGUCUUGAUUUCCUGACUGUAGGGGGUCAUCUUUUGAGCCCCCUGUCCGAAUCCUUGGCUGAUCCCAACAUUUCCCCAGGCCUGCUCCCCAUUACUGGCUCCCACAGAGGUGGUGGGGACAGCCUGGAAACCCACAGCCCCACAAUGUUGUCUUCCCAUUACUGGGCCAUUUGAGGAGCAAGGAGAAGGAGCUCGACAUGGGGCCGCUGUUUGGGGUGGCAACGCCUGGUUCUUUGGUGUGUCUGGUUCCAUCCGUUUUCAGAUGCAGGCUGAACGGAGGCUGAGUGGUCUCUUUUCAACCCUCCCUCUAUGAAGGGGGUCCACCGUAGAUAGGGUUUCAAGAGCAGAUAAGGAGAGACAAGGUGGAGGGCUUGGCCAUUGGUUUUUGAUUUGGGGCACAGUCCCCCAAAUGCUGCUGCUACGAAACUCCCUUCCUCUCCAGAAAUCUCACAUGAGAGUCUUAUGCCCACCCACCUGACUAUCAACUCAGACAUGGUGGCCAAGCUGCUAUUGCUGGACUCCAACUCCCAGGGACCACUAGACAGCCUCAGCUUGGCCACCCAGAAGUUAGAGAAUCGGUUCUCUCAGGAUCAGAGUCUAAACUGGCUUUUCUUUUUUCUUUUUCUUUUUAAUUUUUCUAAGAGAUGUUUUAUUUAAAGAAUUCAGGAAAUUAUAUAUAUAUAUAUACAUCUAUCUAUAUAUAUCUAUGAAGAGAGAGAGAAUAAUUCCUGAAGGUUUUACAUUGACUUUUUGUUUUAUAUGAGAUUUUUGUUCUGUUCUAUUAAUUUAUUGGGAAAUCUGCUUUUGGUCAGAGUUCCAAACUGCUCAGUUGUGUGCACACUUAUUGUGUGGAAGAUGUGCCAUUUUAACAGUUUGCAAAAUAGGUUGUCGUCGGGUUCCCCACCUUGUCCUAUAACUGAAUCGGGUAUUAGCGUCAUACAGGGGUGGCCGACUGGAAGCUAUCUAGUUGCCUUGGGACUACAACUCCCAUCAUCCCCAGCUGCAAUACAGUGAGGCUGUGGGUGAUGGGAGUUGUAGUACAGGAAUUGGAGAGCCUCAGGUUGUGCACCCCACCAUAGUAAAAAAGAAGAAAGUAAUGUUUUGUUUUUAAGAGUGAAUUGUUUUCAUGCUUUGUGAGAAAGCAAGAAAAAGAAAAAGGUGGAGUGACAGAUUCAAUUGUUUUGACAAACUGAGGGCUGAAAUAAUUUCUGCAAAAUGCUCAUAAGGGUGCAUUCCUGGAAGCAAAAAACAGUUGCACAAAAACCCGUGGACUUCAGUUUCAUUGUUUUUGUUGAUUGGAUUUUUGUAUUCUUCCCCCCGCCUGCCCCAUGCAGCCCCACGCCUGCCCCGAUGCACAUGUGGCAGCUGGCACAUGAGUGGGCUUUCCUGUCUGCUAAGAUGGAAGGAGCAGUGCCAGUGAUGUGUCACUUUGGGUGGAGUUGUCCCCCGCCUCCCAACAUAUGCAGUGGAGUUCCAUGAGCCCUUGAAACGCUUCUGUAUCUGGGCAAAAGGCCUCCCAUAUUUUAAGGAUUCCAUAGGCAGCGACUUUGGGGUCGCUCAGCAGGCUGGCUUGUCUUCCAGCCUACGUGGGCUGGAUCAUCACUGUUAAUGUAGGGAGGGGGCUGCCAGAACCACCUCUUUCAAGGUUCCAGAGUCCUGCCCUUGCAGCCUGGGAUCUUGACUAAGCCAGGAUCGUGUAUGCUGUGUCGUUCCCCACCCCACCCCUCUUGCCACGGCACAGAAAGUUUUAGGUGCUCUUCAGAAGUACUCAGAUAUUUCGGGGCAGGCUGGAGGCGGCUUCCCACUGCUAGCCCUGCCUUCCGUUGAUGCCUCAAGCCCCUUUAGGUGAAGAAAUGCAUUCUCCUCUCUGCAAGCCGCGUAAUUGGAGAAGAAUUGCAGAAUGCCCACUGGGUGUGCACAAGAAUCCACUUCUCAGUGUUGAUAGAUCAAUUGUGGUUUUGCCGAUACCUUUUCUUUUAAGAUGCCAUUUGGAUGUUCUGGUUUUGUGUUUUUAGACCCACCCGCCCCCUUCGAUGAAAAUCCUCAGUUUGCUUGAGCUUUCCAAAGAGAGUCCUCUUAUUUUUUCUCUCCAGGGCUUCAUGGCUAACGUUCCCCAACAGUAGCCACAGGGUGUAACCUGCUUAAUAGCCACAGUCCCCCGAUCUGCAGGGGCUGCAGACUUAGUUUAUCUGCUCCCAUUGGUCUAACUCCAGCGGUCCUCCAUGCCUGAUACCCUCAUCGUCAUGGGAGUUAGCAGGUAGACUUUGCCUGCCUACAAGCUGCAAAACAGAGUGCUCAUUUUAAAAGCUGCAGCCCCCAUGGGAAGGCGGCCAAGUAGCCCCUCCCCACGGUGGUUUCUCACAUGGCAGGCAUAACAUUUAAAGGCGUCCGACCUGAGGGCCAGCCCUGAGGUGUGCAGAGUCCAUGCUGCAGGCCCUGCUUGAGAUUCGGCCCAGUUCAGACACUUCUUCGGCAGCAACGGCCUCUUUACGAUGGAGAGCGGGCCUGUGAAGUGCCUCUCCACCAUCCACCUAACACAGGGCUGCACAACUCCAACCCUCCUCCAGCAGUUCUUGGACUACAGCCCCCAGCAUCCUCAGCCACAGUGGCCAAUAGUCAGGGGUGCUGGGAGUUGCAGUCCAAUAUAUGUGUGAUGUGGAGUGAAUAGAAUCCUCGAAUGUAAGAGCUAGAAGCAGCCUGGGAGGUCUUCUAAUCUAGCCUUCUGCUUAGGGCAAGGAACUGCUACAGCAUCCAUCCAGCCUCUGCUUGGAAACCUCCAGUGAAGGGGAGUUCCACUGUCCAAAUAGCUCUUACAGUGAGGAGGUGCCUGCCCGUGUCUAGGGGAGGCAUUGCCAGCUCUUUGGACAUGCAAAUGCUCUUGCUGCCCAGGCAGGGAUCUGAAGUGGGCCUCAGGGAGAAGCACAUAUUUGGGCUUUGAGACAUGCAGCAGCCCUGAGAGAGCCUCAUUUCACCCGGCCCUGCGUGUUCACGGGUCUCACCUCUCCAUAUCCCGUAUAUGCAAGCGUAGUCUCUCCACACCAAGAAAUGCAAAGCUCCUUCUUCUCACGAUGCGAGUAUUUUUACUGACUUUAAACCAAAAGUGUCUCUUUGCUGUGUCACUCAAGUCUUCCUGGGGUUGGAGCGAGAAUUGAACGGACCAGGCUUUGAUAAGCGACUGUUGGCUUUGAUAAGCAAUCUUUUAACUUUCUCUCCCAUUCCCACCCACGCCUUUCUAGUGAUGUCGGCAGUUGUUUCACUGAUAACGGAACGUUUUAGAGUGCAGACCUAAAACCGGCAAACCACCUUCCCUUUUCAGGUAAAUUCAGCAUUAGUGUAGAGGAGCUCAUAACAUGUGCCUCAGUAGUGCUUUCCGAGUAAAAUUAAUUCAUCAUGGAUUGUCUGUAUGUUUCUUAGGAUAGACCGAUAGUUAUCAUAUCUUCAGGGAAUACAUUACACAGUUGGUUCUCUGCUAAGGACACAUGUGUGUGCAUGUACACACACACACACAUUGAUUAUAGACACACUGCAGAGUGUCACUCCUGCAGAGGAUUCUGGGACAUGGGGCAAGCUACAGUUUCAAAACCCUUUUCCCUUCUGAGGCAAACAGAGAGUAAGAAGGGGGACGACGACAACACACUGCCCCCCCUCCCCUGCCGCGUGACCAAUUUUUAUUUUCUUGCAGUGGGUCGAGGGGCUGAUUUGGAUUGGGGCUUGGGGAGGGAGGGGUUUAACCUUUUUGUGUGGUUCCUCAGUGCCCAUGCCCUCCUGGAAACAGUACUAGCCACAGAGGGGGGAAGAGUGGGCCUGUAUAGCAGCCUCGUUCACACAGCCGCUCUCAGGGUUGGGGGAGUGCCAGGCACACUCCCGAUCAGUGGUCACAUGUACCCAAAGAACAGUGGAGGAGGAGGAAGAGAACGUGAUCAUGUGGGAGCUGGGUAGGACAGGUGUGUCCUACCCAGAUCCCCCCCCCCCCCGUCGUUUUACCAAGGGUGGCAGGAAAGCUGUCCUACCCAGGUCCCGCCUCCCACACAAUGGCACUCCCUCCCUUCUUCCUUGGUGUUCUCACAAGCGCCAGUCAGAAGUGUGCCCGGCUCUCUUCCUACCCUGAUGGCGGUCAUGUGAACAAGGCUAAUUUCUUCUUCCACAGCAGCUUCUGGGUGGGAGGGUUGGACCGCCCCACUGCCCAUGGCAUGGCCUUAAUCCAAACCAGAGACCACCACCUCUUGUGGGUGUUUUUAGGACAAGGAACAUACAAUGGUCAUUCUAAGCUCAGAUCUCCAAAACAAUGUGUCAUGGCCCCAAGUGGACCUUCAGAGAUACCCAACAAUCCCCAAGGGCUGGAUAUUGCAGGGGUCCCAGGCACUGAAUCCCAUCUCACUCUCUCUGAUUCCAUACUAUGCUAGACAGACACCCCUCAGUUCUUUAAAAUGGAAAAACCAAGAAACCCGCUGCUGUUCUGCAAAAAUGACCACUGUGUGAAGAUUCUUUACAGGGCUAGUGCAUUUUCUAGAGAUAUAAGAAAAUCCUCUGCCUCAGACACGUGAGCAGGAUUGAUGAAGUAAUGAAUAAAUUGUAUAUUUUUAUGAAUGUUUGAAGCACAAAGAUGCGUGUGAAGGGUGUUUUUGUUUGUUUACUGUAAAUAUACAAAUGCUGAUUUUAUGUUUUGUGGCAGUUGUUUUUGAAACAUGACAUAAAUCUGGAGAGAUUUCCACCUGGGCUUUUUCUUUCUCCCCCCCCCCACCUUUUAUUGUGAUAUACAAAAGAAGCUAGAGAACGCUUCAGUUUCGAGAUUGCCAGUUACAAUUUCUAUGCGAAGAAUAGAGCGCAGUCUGGCGGAUGGAGGGGCCGCGCUCUUCAGAAGCAGGGCGUGAUGGGACCUCAGAAGAGGAAAAGCCUCAUAGCACAUAGGAACCCUUCUCCUGAGUCAGACCCUUGGUUCCUCUUGCUCAGUAUUGUCUUCACAGACUGGCAGCGGCUUCUCCAAGGUUGCAGGCAGGAAUCUCUCUCAGCCCUAUCUUGGAGACGCUUCCAGAGAGGGAGCCUGAAACCUUCUGCUCUUCCCAGAGCGGCCCCAUCCCCUGAGGGGAAGAUCUGACAGUGCUCAUGCAUGUGGUUUCCCAUUCAAAUGCAAACCAGGUGGACCCUGCUUAGCAAAGGGGACAGUUCUUGCUUGUUACCACAAGACCAGCUCUCCUCCCCUCCCUUAUUGUCCUGCAUUGAUCUUCUCAGAAGCUGUGCUGAUGGGCAGGCAAUCUCUUGGACGCUCCUUAGGCCUGGCCACUCUGUAACAGCAUCACCAAGUCCAACUGGAGUUCCGAAGUCUUCCAUGAAAGCAGUUGGUGAUGCUCAGUAUCCCUUAGGAAGGCAAAGGUUGAACAGUAGUAGUAGUAGUAGUAAGUUUAUUGCGGUCACAGACCAGAUUAACAAACAAUAACAAUUAAUAGCAUUAAUAAGAAAAUUCAGAAAAUCUCAAAGUUUACAAAAUCACUAACUGUUCAAAUUACUAAUACAGUCUUUACUGUAUUAUUUUCCAAUAAGUUUCCGGGCAAAAUACAAAGUGCUGGUUAUAACCUAUAAAGUCCUAAACAGCUUAGGCCCAUGGUACUUAAGAGAGCGUCUUCUUCUGCAUGAUCCCAUCGUCCACUGCGUACAUCAGGUGAGGCUCGUCUGUGGCUACCUUCAUGUUGUCUGGUGGCCACCCAGGGACGGGCCUUCUCUGUUGUUGCCCCAAGACUUUGGAAAGCGCUUCCCAUGGGAAUAAGAGUCUCCCCAUCUCUAGCAGCUUUUUAAAAGUGUCUAAAGACUUAUUUUUUUACCCAGGCCUUUUAGCUUUUUAGCUUUGUAACUUUUAAAAUGUUGGUUUAUUUAUUGAUUUGGUUUAAGCUGGUUUUAAUAUUUAAUCGAUUUUAAUGCUUUGUUUUUAUUUGUUGUGAACCACCCUGAGACCUUGGGUUAGGGCGGUAUAAAAAUGCACUAAAUAAAUAAAUAGCGGAGCUUUGACACCAUAAAACAGAGCUUUGCCACAUUUUCUGAAAUUACAGGUUUAAAAUUGGUCAGCCUAAUUUCCAAAUAAAAUUGGUCUGUGUGACCAGGAUAAAUGGCUAAAAUAGGAGCAAUAAAUUUGGUGCGAGCGUCCUUAUAAAACUGGCAAUAAAGAAUAACAUGGGUGAUAGACUCUAUAUCCCUUGAGCCGCAGAAGGGUUGAACAGGGAAGGAAGCAGAUCAAGCAGAAAGCCGCUGUCUAGUCCUGGCAGAAAGAGGUGGGCCAGUUUGAAGCGGGGCUAUAGCUCACCUUCAAAAACAGGAAAAGGAAGGGGAAACGCCCAAGAUGCUGACAGAUUUAUUCACUAUGUUUUUAUUGAUACACUUCCAUUAAAUUAAUUCAGUGUUGCCUUGUGCGUUUCAAGCCGAUGCUCUUCUUCAGAGACAAUUCUUGGGUAGAUGCAAUUGAUUGCAAUGUUGGUUUCUCUAGAAUUAUCACCCUGCACCACCAAUAGCAUCUAUACUUCCAGAGUAUAUGUAGUGCCAGAGAAAUUGGUUUGGGCUAUCGUACCUUAAGUGGGCUGGACUAACAACCAGAAGGUUGCCAGUUCAAAUCCCCGCUGCUACUAUAUCGGGCAGCAGCAAUAUAGGAAGAUGCUGGAAGGCAUCAUCUCAUACUGUGUGGGAGGUGGCAAUGGUCAACCCCUCCUGUAUUCCACCAAAGACAACCACAGCACUCUGUGGGCGCCAGGAGUCAAAAUUGACUUGAUGGCACACUUUACUUUUCCUUUACUUUGGAACCCAGUUGGUGUUGGGGGGGGUGGUUUUUGUUUUGUUGCAGUGCCAGCACCUGUUGCCUUCAGCAGUUCUGGAGUGGGAAGAAUUUUGCAUGCCCAAGUAUAUGCUCAAUUGUGUUAAUGAGCUCUGAAGCAUAACAAUUGUGAGGAACGGCAACCUUGUCCCUCAGUGGUAGAGCAUCUGCUUAGGGUGCAGAAGGUUCCACUUUCAGAUCCCGGCAUCUCCAGGUAGGGCUGCUGCCAGUCAGUGUAGACAGUACUGAGCUAAAUGGAUCAAUGGUACUGACUCAGUAGACAGCAUCCUAUGUACCUGAGGAUUCAACGCAACCAGGACAAGGCUCAGUCCCUGAGCUGGAGAGGGGACUCAAACUCCCAAGCCAAACUGCUUGUCUCCAAACAAAAACAGUGUGACCAAUUUCCCUGUUCCGGUUUUUCAAAGACUGCUGUAGCAACCGUACAUCCAUUUCAGUUGAGAAGAGCUAAUGGAAAACUAAUGUUGGAGGAAGAACUGUUUAGAUUCCAAUAAAAUUUGCAGAAAAUC